Molecule: messenger RNA, 1153 nt
Organism: Delphinapterus leucas (beluga whale)
Lineage: Eukaryota; Metazoa; Chordata; Mammalia; Artiodactyla; Monodontidae
Gene: LTB4R2
Product: leukotriene B4 receptor 2
Biological process (GO): neuropeptide signaling pathway
Cellular component (GO): plasma membrane
Molecular function (GO): leukotriene B4 receptor activity; G protein-coupled peptide receptor activity
Source: RefSeq, a predicted model, not a curated record
GGGCCCCCAACCCUGCUCGCUUCCAGCUGGCCUCCCGUAGGCGCCUAGGGAUGUCGGUCUGCUACGGUCCCCCGGGGAACGAGACGCUGCUGAGCUGGAAGCCCUCGCGGGUCACAGGCACGGCCUUCCUGCUGCUGGCGGCGCUGCUGGGGCUGCCUGGCAACGGCUUCGUGGUGUGGAGCUUGGCGGGCUGGCGGCCCGCACGGGGGCGACCGCUGGCGGCCACGCUCGUGCUGCACCUGGCGCUGGCCGACGGCUCGGUGCUACUGCUCACGCCGCUCUUCGUGACCUUCCUGACCCGGCAGGCCUGGCCGCUGGGCCAGGCGGGCUGCAAGGCCGUGUACUACGUGUGCGCGCUCAGCAUGUACGCCAGCGUGCUGCUCACCGGCCUGCUCAGCCUGCAGCGCUGCCUCGCCGUCACCCGCCCCUUCCUGGCGCCCCGGCUGCGCAGCCCGGCCCUGGCCCGCCGCCUGCUGCUGGCCGUCUGGCUGGCCGCCCUGGUGCUCGCCAGCCCGGCCGCCGUGUACCGCCACCUCUGGGCGGACCGCGUGUGCCAGCUGUGCCACCCGUCGCCCGCCCACGCCGCCGCCCACCUGAGCCUGGAGACCCUGACGGCCUUCGUGCUGCCCUUCGGGCUGGUGCUCGGCUGCUACGGCGUGACGCUGGUGCGGCUGCGGGGCACCCGCUGGGGCGCCAGGCGGCACGGGGCGCGGGUGGGCCGGCUGGUGGGCGCCAUCGUGCUGGCCUUUGGCUUGCUCUGGGCCCCCUACCACGCUGUCAACGUGCUGCAGGCGCUCGCCGCGCUGGCUCCGCCCGAAGGAGCCUUGGCGAGCCUGGGCGGGGCGGGCCAGGCGGCGCGAGCCGGAACCACGGCUCUGGCCUUCUUCAGCUCCAGCGUCAACCCGCUGCUCUACCUCUUCACCGCCGGGGAUCUACUGCCCCGGGCGGGUCCCCGCUUCCUCACGCGGCUCUUCGAGGGCUCCAGAGAGGCCCGAUGGGGCGUCCAGUCUAGGGUGGGGGCCAUGGAGCUCCGAGCUACCCCUUGGCUCAAAGUGCUGGGGCAGGGCCAUGGCAAUGGAGACCCUGGGGGCGGGGCGGAGAGGGACAGUCAGGGAUGAGACCCUUGACGUCAAACCCUACAACCGGGCCUGCU